CGUUAUAUGUUGUGUGACAGACAGUCAGUCAUUCAUAGCGAUAAAGCAGGUUUGUACAGGAGCGAUAUUCUCUCAACACUGACCGAAAAUGAACUGUUUUUGUCUUCCUCUUCUGCUCCUCAUCCUUCAGAAGCACACGGUCCAAAUGGAAAGGAUUGAGAGGAACCAAGAUUGUGGUUGGAAUUGUUCUGAGGGUCUACAGUGUAAACCCAGAGCUUACUCUCCACUGUCAGCAUUUCACUGCAGGAAUCAGCCUAUUAGCAGUGUCGUCUUUAAUGACGUGAUGUUAUCUACUGUUUUGGCAUGUGAGGAGAGGAAAUGUUCACUGCAGCUCAGGAUGGCAACAUCAGUAAAUGUUACUGGUAACAUCCGUGGGGUUUCAGUGUGUGUCGAUUCUGCAGGAAUGAUUGGACAUUGCCAGAUUUAUACAUUUGGCCGAGUUGGUGGUUUAAAUGUCACAGGAAAACAGGUUGAUGUACGGUUUAAAUGUGUUCCUGUUCGACCUGGGCAGCAUUUGUUUGUGACUCUCAAAACAAUUCCAAACUACUGUAAAGCCAUGUGGUCACAAAGACAUCUUGUUCCUGACUGCAGACAUGAAGGUGUCAGAGAUGAAGUUGCAGAAUGCAUCACUGGGAAGCUGGCAUACACUGUAGAUAAAGCCAAGAAACUGUUCUCAGUGAGAGUGACUGGAGCUCCUGAGGACACAGAGUAUAAUCUCAGGCUCUGCCAUAAACGCAAUGUCAUCUGUGCAGGGGAAGGGAUGCACAAAACAAUAAAACCACAACAUCUACAGAGAAGUGUACAACUUCAUUAUUCCAAAGCAUUACCCUGUUUGUGCAUUGAGGGUUGGCCUGCCAAAGUGGAUGCACGAAGAGUUCAAGUGUGUCCAUUCAAAAACAAUUUCGAAGAGCUGUGGUCAGGCAUAACUUAUGACCUCAGUAAGGGUGAGUUAAUAUGGGAGCCGCUGUGUCCUGUCAAAGUGUUAGUGUCUCUGUGUCAUGACGAGGGAGGAAAAUCCUGCCAAGACCUUGGAGAGGCAUUUCAUUCAGAUGGACAAAAAGUGGUAUUCUCCUCUGUGGAUCCACACCCUGCACUUUGCACGAAGUUUACUACUGAAGUCGGAACAUGGAUUAGGUGUCCUUUUUCUGAAGGGAAUUUCUCAGUCUGGACAGCAAAGAUGGCAUUCAAAGAUAGGCAGCAAUGGGCAGAGAUAUCAACGUGGGUAAAAGCCAACUUCUCCGUUUCCAUCUGUGAGAUGAAACCUUCUCAGUGCAAACCAAUUGAAGGAAGCAACUUAAAAACCCUUUCUGUGGACAAAAAGAAGCCCACAGUUUUCAACUUGUCUGAAAGUGCAUGCAAAGUGUGUGUUUGCAUCCAGGUCCAGAGGGUGGAUGUACUCUUUUCAGUCCCUGUACUUCAAUGCGACUUGCAGUGUCCAAACUGGUGCCUUGCCUCGGACAGUGAACACUCUGAGGACAUUGAGAUGAUCUUACUUCCUGCUGUAAUUUUUCUGACUGUGAUUCUGGCAGUUGUCUUGUUUGGUGGAUUGACGAUAAAAGAUGGAGACGAGAAGAAAGGAAGGCUUUGGACAAAACUCAGGUUUCAGGGGAUGGAUCAGUGACCCGUCUGUACAGCAAGUGGGGAUGCAAAUGUGGGACAGUUCUCGAAAAACAUACAUAUCCUAUUAGAUUCUUUGAUGUAAGGACUGAAUUAUUGUAUGUAAAUAAAUAUGUAUUGUCUGUUUUUGAGUCAUGCAGCAGGUGAGUUCAUACCAUUAGCAAAAAACAAAACAUUUGUAAAUACACAGAUUUUUUUUAUGUUAGCCAAAAUAAUGCUAAUGCUUAA
Danio aesculapii is the source of this 1845-nucleotide messenger RNA. RefSeq names its product interleukin 17 receptor E-like (gene il17rel). The transcript has 18 exons. NCBI's taxonomy places the organism in Eukaryota, Metazoa, Chordata, Actinopteri, Cypriniformes, Danionidae. Gene Ontology annotation, molecular function: interleukin-17 receptor activity. The record is from RefSeq and is a predicted model, not a curated record. Bases 89 to 1621 code for a protein of 510 amino acids.